This is a messenger RNA of Neohortaea acidophila, 855 nucleotides long. RefSeq lists its product as uncharacterized. Lineage: Eukaryota; Fungi; Ascomycota; Dothideomycetes; Mycosphaerellales; Teratosphaeriaceae. Bases 1 to 855 code for a protein of 284 amino acids. The transcript has a single exon. The record is from RefSeq and is a predicted model, not a curated record.
AUGGCUUCCACCAUCCCUACAUCCUUCCUGACCAUCCCCUGCGAGCUCCGCAACUCGAUCUACAUCCACGUCUUCACCCCCACUCUCACUCGCACCUCUCCACCCAUCACAGCAGACACCAGUCCAGACCCCAUCGCCCAAGCCCUGAAACCACAAUACGACCACGACGCCUUCAAAUCCGAGCGCUCCCCCGAUGGCCAACUCCAAGUCCUCCGCACCUGCAGACAAAUCCACAAUGAAGCCCACCUGCUCGCGCAAUCCAUGGCCAGCUUCCACGUCGUCGGCGAAGCCUCGCACCCCGACGCCUUCCGCGAGCAAAUCUCGCAGCUCCGCAGCACCAAAGUCUCCGCCAUCCGCAACAUCACCAUCACCGCGCGCAUCUCGAAGCUGCGCGCCAUGAACGAGGCGUGGGCUGGUCUGCCGUUCGGGAACCCUUCGCUGUUCCUCGAUGUUCUUACUGUUGUUCCCAAGCGGCCGGAUGCGAUUUACUCCGCUUACGCGGAUAUUGCGUACCAUGCGCAGGCGCAUACGCUCGCGCAUACCUUUGCCGAGACGUUCAAGGGGCUGCGCAACGUGCGGACGGUGGUGGUGAAGAACGAGGGCUGCUUUAAUGAGUUCUUCUGGGGCCUGGUGUACAAAGGGGUGAUUUUCAGGCUGUGGAACUGGGGCGGGUUUAGUUGUGGAGUGAGGUUUGAUGAGGGCGAGACCGAGGGGCAGGAAGAGGGGGGUCAGUGGUUUCGAGUGUGGUUCAGCGAUGAUGCACGUGGAGGCAACGAUGUCGGGCAUGAGAUGCACAAGAUUCUGGGGGAGGGAAAGAUCCUGCCGGAGCCCGUGGUUCCUGCUCCUAUCUUUUAG